Messenger RNA from Entrophospora sp. SA101, 1335 nucleotides. Lineage: Eukaryota; Fungi; Glomeromycota; Glomeromycetes; Entrophosporales; Entrophosporaceae. The record is from the annotation of a GenBank genome assembly.
AUGAAAUUUCGACAGAGCCGGAACAUUAAUAAGAUAUCUACCGAGGCUAAAGAAUUUAUAAAUUUUGUCAAUAAUUCACCUUCACCUUUUCACGCGGUUGAAGAAGCCCGUACAAGAUUAGUUGGUGCUGGUUUUGAAGAAAUUAAAGAAUAUGAUAGUUGGGAAGAAAAAUUAAAACCAAAUGGAAAAUACUACUUUACAAGAAAUAGAAGUACCAUUGUUGCUUUUGCCAUAGGUGGCCUUUAUAAGGUUGGGAAUGGUAUUUCCAUGGUUGGAGCUCAUACUGAUUCGCCUUGUUUAAAGCUUAAACCUAUUUCGAAAAAGGAAAAGGCAGGUUAUUUACAAAUUGGAGUUGAGACUUAUGGUGGUGGUAUUUGGCAUACAUGGUUUGAUCGAGAUUUAAGUGUAGCAGCUAUUCAUCUUGACCCUGAAGUUAAUGAGUCUUUUAAAUUUAACAAAGAAACGCAUUUAACACCAUUAUUAGCGACAGUAACAAGAGCCCUGGAAAAUCAAACGGUUGAAGAAGCUAAUAAAAAUUCUUCGAAUAAACCAAAGCAUCAUCCUGGUUUACUAAGUGCCUUAGCUGAAGAGAUUGGAAUUCAAGAUCCAUCUAAGAUACAUGAUUUUGAAUUGUGUCUUUAUGACACACAACCUUCUACUUUUGGUGGUCUAUAUCAGGAGUUUAUUUUUUCUCCGCGUCUUGACAAUUUGAUGAUGUCAUUUACUGCUUUGAAAGCAUUAAUAAAUAGCUCAAAAAAUCCAGAAGAAUCUUUAUCUACAGAUAAUAAUAUUCGUUUAAUUUCUCUGUUUGAUAAUGAGGAAAUUGGCAGCACUAGUGCCCACGGUGCUAAUUCUAGUCUUUUGGAGAACACUUUGAGAAGAUUAUCUUCAGCAAAUAUUGAUUCGUCUGCUAGUCCUUCCAGGACUAUUUUUGAAGAGUCAAUGCAUAAAAGUUUUAUGAUUAGUGCUGAUAUGUCCCAUGCUAUUCAUCCAAAUUAUAGUGAAAAACACGAGGAAAAUCAUAGACCAGAGAUGAAUAACGGCCGUUACGCUACUACUGCUGUAACUACGCUUGUAUUGCGCGAGGCUGCAAAAAAAUAUAAAGUUCCAUUACAAGAAUUUGUUGUCCGUGCAGAUAGUCGUUGUGGAUCUACUAUUGGACCAAUGAUAAGUGCAAACUGUGGACUACGUACUAUUGAUGUUGGAAACCCUCAAUUAAGUAUGCAUUCUAUUCGAGAAACUGCUGGAACAGAUGAUGUAGAUCAUGCAAUUAACUUAUUCCAGGGAUUUUUUGAAGAAUUUUCAAGGAUUGAUAAAUCUAUAGUUGUUGAUUGA